Molecule: messenger RNA, 234 nt
Organism: Raphanus sativus (radish)
Lineage: Eukaryota; Viridiplantae; Streptophyta; Magnoliopsida; Brassicales; Brassicaceae
Source: the annotation of a RefSeq genome assembly
AUGCUACGACGGAAACAUGGAAGAAUUGAAAUCUUAGAUCAAAACACUAUGUAUGGGUGGUACGAACUGCCUAAACAAGAAUUCUUGAACAGCGAACAACCAGAGCUAUUACUCACUACAUCAAAAAAAUUUCCAUUAAUGAAGGAUGGAAAUCCAUUGGAAAAUCAAAAAUACGCAUGUCGGAUGAAAUUGUUGUUGCUAUCUGUUCCAAUAACGAAUCAACUGAAUAACUAA